CGUGCUUUGUCCGACAUACGGAGAACUCCCAUUUUCCAACUCGCCGAUCUUUUCCCAUUUUCUCCAUCUGCAGGCUACAAACACUAUGUGGUGUAUCGACAAAAUGUAAAUUUCUUCAUCGCCACUCAAUUUUGUCGUCAAAAGGGAGGCCAUCUGGCUUCUAUCGAAUCGCCCGAAGAAAGUGCCCGAGUAGAAGCUGCCAUCAAAGCCGCAGUUGGCAACAAACCCACCGUGUGGUGGAUCGGCGGCAUGGAUUACGGUUUGGAGGGACGCUUCGUAUGGUAUGCGUUAAAUAAGGUGAUCGAUUACAAAAAUUGCAAUGUCGGUGAACCCAACAACUCGCGCCGUGUGGAAGACUGCUUAUCGGUGGACACUGCCAUGGGAUGCAAGCGGAACGACAUACCGUGUGGAAAUGCAGUCGAAGGUUGCAUUUGUGCAUUCAGCAGCCAACCAUGA
This is a messenger RNA of Anopheles stephensi (Asian malaria mosquito), 456 nucleotides long. RefSeq names its product pulmonary surfactant-associated protein D-like. Gene Ontology annotation, molecular function: carbohydrate binding. The record is from RefSeq and is a predicted model, not a curated record. Gene Ontology annotation, biological process: biological process involved in interspecies interaction between organisms. The annotation marks the transcript as partial. Gene Ontology annotation, cellular component: external side of plasma membrane. NCBI's taxonomy places the organism in Eukaryota, Metazoa, Arthropoda, Insecta, Diptera, Culicidae. The transcript has a single exon.